Molecule: messenger RNA, 1428 nt
Organism: Myotis brandtii (Brandt's bat)
Lineage: Eukaryota; Metazoa; Chordata; Mammalia; Chiroptera; Vespertilionidae
Product: F-box only protein 33
Exons: 1
Coding region: 1-1395 (464 amino acids)
Biological process (GO): positive regulation of protein ubiquitination; SCF-dependent proteasomal ubiquitin-dependent protein catabolic process
Cellular component (GO): SCF ubiquitin ligase complex
Source: RefSeq, a predicted model, not a curated record
AUGGCUCUGUGCGGGCAGGCGGCGGGGGCCGCGUCACUGCCCAGCGAGCUGAUCGUGCACAUCUUCUCCUUCCUGCCGGCGGCCGACCGCGUCUGCCUCCCGGUCUCCCGGGCGGAGCAGCCUCGGCUCGAGUUCCUCAUGCGCAAGUGCGGCUGGUUCGUGCGGGAGCUGCGCGUUGAGUUCGCCUCCGCGGAUUACCUGAGCGGAGGCAGCGCGAACCCCGGGACCGGCGGGAAAGAAGUCAAGGCCUUGCAGCUCUCUACCCCUUGGUUGGAAGAGCUGCGCACCUACUUGGAGCUGGUGCUGUGCGUGCUGGUCAGCGUCCGGAACAACAGGAACCUCCAGAAGUUUAGCCUUUUUGGAGAUAUAAGCGUUCCACAACAGCAAGGAAAUUUGUCAAAUACAUACCUCAGCAAGGUGGACCCUGAUGGCAAAAAAAUCAAGCAAAUUCAGCAGCUGUUUGAAGAAAUACUGAGUAAUAGUAGGCGACUGAAAUGGCUGUCCUGUGGGUUUCAGCUGGAAAUAGUAACCCCAACAUCACUGUCAUCUCUCUCAAACUCUACUGCCAACACCAUGGAGCACUUGAGUUUACUGGAAAACAAUAUUCCUGGUAACCGCACUCUUAUCACUACAGUGGAACUAGAGCGAUUUGUGAAUCUGCGCUCACUUGCCCUGGAUUUCUGGGACUUUACAGCUGAGAUGGCAAGAGUCUUAAGCGAUAGCAACCAUGUGCCUUUGCAGCGACUGUCUCUCCUGGUCCACGAUAUUUCUGUGAUGCACAAGUCUCUGGACAACAUGCCAAAUGAUGAGCAUUGGAAAGCCUUGUCACGAAGAAGGAGCCCCCUCCGGGUCUAUAUCAUGGCUUUUGAUAUUAUGAGUGAAGAGAUGUUAAAUAUUCUGAAACCCAGUAUACCACUAGAGAGGAUUCAUUUUGACAGCUACAUCACUGGAGCUAUUGUUGAUCUCAUAUCUAGGCAAUAUGACAAGUUCCUCACUCAUUUUAUAUUAAUGAAUGAUGUGCUUGACAUGUCUGCUUUUCCAGAUCUUAGUAAUAACGGAAACGAAGAUCCAUUGGUGUUAUUAGCGAGGAGAUGCACAAAGCUUUCUUUUCUGGCAAUUCACGGUUACACAGUGUGGGCACACGGCCUCAUUGCCAUUGCUCGUCUUCGUGGCUCUAAUCUAAAAGUACUUGAAGUCACUGAAGAAAGCAUUGAUUUUGACCCAGGUGAACCGGUCGACCAGGAUGUGGAUCCAGUGCAUAACCUUAUUGAGCAGGUAUCCCUGGGCAUGGGUCAACCUUGGCACGCAGUCAUGGACAUUGAAUCAUUCAGUGUCUUCACUGAACCAAAUCGUCAUUUUUACAGAGAGAUGCAAAGCUUUAGCGAAGACAUUUAGCUUUUUUUAAAAUGUACAAUUCCUGUGGUUACA